This is a messenger RNA of Xyrichtys novacula (pearly razorfish), 3738 nucleotides long. NCBI's taxonomy places the organism in Eukaryota, Metazoa, Chordata, Actinopteri, Labriformes, Labridae. The record is from the annotation of a GenBank genome assembly.
ACCUAAGUAACCAGGAAGUGAUUGGCGCACACGCACGCACACACCCACUAACACGCACUCAGGAGGGAACUGAAACACACAUCAAUAAGGUGAGUAAACAAAUUCCAUGUGGGAGGCGUAAAGCUGGCAGGAGUUGGUAGGAGUUUAAAAAGAGGAAAAAUAAUGUUUUGAAAUAGACAGCUAUUAUUGCGAACCCGAAGAGGCAUAUACGGCAACCCGGAAGGUGAGACGUAACCGCCUUUUAAACAGUUGUCAAGUUAUUAAUGGCGGCCACUUUGGCAAGUUUCCAACUACAUACAACGACUAGAAAACACGACUGUUGAAAAAGUCGAAAAUAUGGUGGAUGAGACACGUGAAUUAAUGGAAUUUUGCCCUCACAGACAUGAGAUGAACUGAGUUCAAACCAGUUAUCAAUAAACUCAUGAUUUCCAGUCUAAAUGGGGAAGUGAGCAGAGGCUUCAGCUUUGUUUAUGUUGCAGGUUCAACUCUGAGCAGCCUGAGAUGUUGAAAUGAAGUUUGAUGAAAAGAUUGUUUCUUAUUUCGAAUCUUGCAACUCACCCGUGGACAAGAAAGGCUACCUGUUCAAGAAGGUAAGUUUUAUUUGGCAAGAUUUCAGAUAUUACUUCAGAGCAUUCUUACAAACUGUGUUCAUAUUAAAGAGAAAGUUCUGGGGAAAUGCUGGGAGUGUUUACAAGAACUAAUGAAUAUUUUAAACCCACUAAAUGGCUUAAAGCUUUUUACAUGCCUCCAUAAACUACUAAACUUAAGUUGUUAAGUAAUAAAAUAGUCAAAAGGUUUUUAAAAAAUAAAAACCUCAGGGCUUUUCAUGGAAGAAUUAGGUUAAUGAUCAGUGAAAUCUUAUAAAUCACUGCUGAACUCAAACAAUGAAAAUACCAAAUCACAUUUGAACAAAAGGGGAAAAAAGUAAUUUUACUUCUUGGUUGUUGUAGCAGUAACUUCAUAAACACCUCUGUAACAUUGACCUCCCCUUUUGCUGUUUGUUUCCCCAGCUAGUUGUGUAAGAUAUUGAGUAAAGGCAGGAUUUCUAACCGAAUCACUUUACCCAGCAUGUCCUAAAUGUCCUACAGGGUGAGAUAAAGACUUCCUAUCAGAAGCGCUGGUUUGUGUUGAAGGGGAACCUCCUCUUCUACAAAGACCGGCCUGACGAUCGGGAUCUGACAGGAGUGAUUGUUCUGGAGGGCUGCACCGUCCAGCUGUGUGAGUCCGAGGAGCAGUUCGCCUUCUCGCUGGUGUGGAACGAGCCAGGAUUGAGGACCUACAAGUUUGCAGCUGAGGACCAGGCGAGCCAGGAGAGCUGGAUCAAAGCCCUGCUGUCUGCCAACCACAGCUACCUGUACCUGCUGGUGAUGGACCUGGAAAAGAAGUACAGAGGUAAGGGAUGAAAAAGAUGAGUGUCUGUCAUCACAUCAGGAGUGACAGAGAGAUGUCUUUGUUCUGAGAGCAGCUGUGCAAGGCCACAGUGUUUACAGCCUCCACAUUUGACACCAUGCACACCAUGGUACACAGUAUACAUACAGUAAAACGUCACAAAACCUGCCUUUUAUGUGGUUUGGGUGUUUUACUUUGCUCACCUUUUCAGCCAAAUAUGUGUUUCAUUUCGUACACUGUGUUUAAUAACUUACCAAAUCCCUAAAAGGAAACUUAAAUGGCAGGGUUAUUCAUAUAAAGUAUUGGCUUUUGUUUGUUUCUAUCAAUUUUUAUACAGGUUACUGUGUUGUGCAUUGAUAAACUUGUUAUAAACUUAAAUAAUGUGCUGAUGUGUCAUAUGUAACGUAGAUCUUAGUGAAGAAAGAACCGAAAAAAAACUCCAAGUUCUUUUUUAGGGGAAGGAGCUGGACAUGUAGCAGACGAUUUCAUCUCUGUGGUUGAACUAACAGUUAUCGGUCCGUUUUUGAAGCUAUCUCCUUAACAUCACACCAAUUUUAGACUCAGAGAAGGCAUUUGUGAUGGUAGAAGCAAAGUUGCUUUCGGUUGGGUCUGUUUACAUUUUUACCAAGAGAUUUAACCAGCAACCUUUUUUUUUACUUUAAAAUGAUUUUCCCAUUAAAUUUUAGAACCUAAUUCAAAGGAAAGUAAAUUAAUGUGGGCAGGAUUUUAAAAGAUAAGAUGAGGUGAAAUUAAGAACUGGCCCAGAUUAGACCCCUUUUGGGUAUUGUUUGAGGAGUUUUUUAAGACACUGAAUAAGAAUUUAACAACACAGAUAGCAGCUUUUCUUCAGCACUAAAUAUGUUUAGAAGGAAGGAACUCAGGCGGUCAGGACUGAUGGUUUGAUCACUCUCAUUAACAUGUGAAAUAGCUGAUCCAAUCAUAAGAUGACAGCUCUAAACACAGAUGUGAUUUCAUUUCAUUUUAUUUUUGUUCCUCCCAUGAAAGUAAACAGUACAAUACAAAAAGAUGUCACACAUGUCUACAGUAAAUUUUCAAGUCAACAACUUUCAUGAUUAAGAAGGAGUAGUAAGAGUAUAAUUCCUAUCUAUGUCUGCCCCUAACCUCAGCCCAAAGAAUUGUAAUUAUACCUAAGGUGCUUUAAAGACACAUUCAGAGCUGGACUGCCUAUGACCACACACUAUUUACAGGGUUUGAAUGAAUAUGUCUCAAUCAGCUGAUGCCUUGUGUACAAACUAACCACAUCCUCGUUCAGACACACCAACAUUUUGACAUAUUGUUCCUCAAAAUUUUGCAACCCUUAAGUUUAUCCCAUAAUUAUAAUGUAAUUGAUAUUGAGAUGAGAGAACUACAUUAAGAUAACCACACAAUUUUAAUAUUUUGUUGAAAGCUAGCGAAAGAUUGAUUGCAGUUAUACAGCAAAAACCUUUUGAGUUGGAAGGUACAUUUGAAAAAAGGUGGUUGUCUUAUUUCAUAGGUCAAGACCUGAAAGUGCCAGGAGACUUCAAUUCUUGUCUGUUAAGUGUAUGUACCUUUAAUAACUGAUGGCCAGAUGUCACUCACAUGCACAGCACCACACAGUGAUAGUCAGGAACAGAGACAAUGAGAAGUAGGCUGAGUUUACCAACAACUGAGGCAGUGUUAUGUGUUGAUUGUAAAUAAUGGUUGUGUAUUUGUUGUUUCUUUCCUCAGAUUUGGUUGGCGAGUUUGCCAGUGAACCCACCAAAGCUUUCACCAUGCCCAAUCUCAGCUCAGCACAACCUGGACUUCCUUCAGCCUCUCUAAGCACACAAACUUCCACCCUCCCCGCAUAUUCAGCAACAGUCGCAGGAGCAGCAUUCAGCCCCAGUUCCAGUCCGAUGCUAACACCUCCGAAUGUGUCAUCCAAAUCAGCCAGCAAAAGAUCACCCAAACUGUGGCCCAAGAGGAGUGCUAACGUGAUGCCUAUUAACACGCCCUCUCCACCUUUGGGGGAUUGGUCAGGGCUCUGUUUCAGCACUAAAGACGAGUUUGGCAAAUUACAUGAAGAUUUUGGAAAAGAGGUGAAGGUACUGAUCGCUGAUUGGUUGAGGAAGGGGCAAGGUGGUGCAGCUGUUCAGGGAGAAGAUUUAAUAGAUUUUGGAUAGAGGAUGUGGAGUGUUAUCCUUUCAUUUCAGUUACUUCAGUUGAUGGCAAACCUGAGAUGUGAAUACAAAUAAGGAUAUAUUACUUAUUUUAUAUCUUUGUACUGUAUAUGUUAUAUGGGUUAAAGAGUGUGAUGUUUGUUUUUUACUUGUUAUGCCAUACAGUCAAUAAAUAAUAUAUGAUCUGUUUGAUUUUUCUUUGUUAUUU